AUGGCCAACGAAGUUACACAGAAGGCUGACCAGUUCGAAGAUCUCUACUCGAAACUCCUGAAAAUACAGCAUAAAGCCAAAGACGAGUUGACGGCCCUCAUGGUCCAAUGCACCCAGACCGAUGUUGCUUGCAACUACCUUCUUGUCCGAUCCAGGAUUGAACUGGAAUGGCGACAAGAUGUGAAUGCCAUGACCAUCAAGGCAAAGAAGCAGGCCGAGCCCAAAGCUUCUUCUGAGAGGGUUCCGCUCCGUGACCGGAAGAGAGGCGAGUUCAAUGCCAGCAAGAAGGACCCUGAGUCUGAGCUGGCUUGUGAGCUACUGCAUGACUAUGUUUCCGGGGCGGCCAGUGUACCGAACAGAGGCGGUUUGGUGGCCUGUGCUACCUAUGAGUGCAUGGGUGAAAGCCCUUUGGAAUGUUCUGUAUCCCUUUCUUUCUACAUGGUGAUGAAGGAAGAGGACAAUGUAGACGACCAUUUAUGGUUGAAAGCUGGCAGCCAUGCAUUUCGUUCAAAGGAUUUGGCCGCGUCUGCUGUUGUGCUCCUUUGCAAAUUGGGCCAUUUCCAGGGUCGGUGUUUGAACUCGCGACUUGCUACUGCCUAUGCCGAAUUCACGGCAUGGGUUGGACGCAGCAAAAAGACAACUGGCAUCGACUGGUGGUCCAAGCUCAAAUUGGACAUGGCAUCGGACAAUGAUUGGCCUACAUCACUUGGCUCCAGCAAUGGCAAAGCUUGUGACACUGCAUUGGUUCUGGGUUGGCUCGAGGAGUUCUUGGGAACCAUUGAAUGUGCGCGCAAUGACUUACUUCAAGGUCUGAAAGUUGCAGUGGUUUCAUCUAACGCGUUUUUCCGCAAUAUGCGGGCAUGUGGAUUGUGGGUUACGGAACCGCACAGGGCAGUGGUGUUGGCCGCUGCAAAAUCCAUGUGUGAAGCAUACGGGUAUUUGGCGUCCAAAUGUUUUACGAUGAGAAUGAAACUUUUUCGCCUUCGACCCAAAAUUCAUUUUCAGCAGCACAUCACGAUGCUUUUGAAUCUCGGGGACGUUGGGUUCUCAGCUUUAAAUUUCUCAUGCUGGAGUGAUGAAGACUACAUUGGUAGAGUGAGUAGGCUUAGCCGAACUUGUCACCCGAGAACAAUGGCCCUACGUUGCCUGGAAAAGGCAUUGGUCUUGUAUAGCAUUCAAUUCAAAAAAAUUCGCUGA
Messenger RNA from Cladocopium goreaui, 1197 nucleotides. Lineage: Eukaryota; Dinophyceae; Suessiales; Symbiodiniaceae. The record is from the annotation of a GenBank genome assembly.